Messenger RNA from Seriola dumerili (greater amberjack), 1833 nucleotides. It is a transcript of the gene cdh27, whose product is annotated as cadherin-like protein 26. The record is from RefSeq and is a predicted model, not a curated record. NCBI's taxonomy places the organism in Eukaryota, Metazoa, Chordata, Actinopteri, Carangiformes, Carangidae. The transcript is spliced from 12 exons. The coding region runs from base 1 to 1833 and encodes 610 amino acids. Gene Ontology annotation, cellular component: catenin complex; plasma membrane; adherens junction. Gene Ontology annotation, molecular function: calcium ion binding; cadherin binding. Gene Ontology annotation, biological process: homophilic cell-cell adhesion; cell-cell junction assembly; adherens junction organization.
AUGUCACAGAGGCCAGUCGUCAUACACUCGGAGCUGGAUGUACUGGAGAGCAUCAUGAUCUGCUUCUUCCUCCUGGUUUAUUAUUUGUCAAGUGCAGCAUGCUCAGAGCUGCUGAGUCGUCACAGAAGGACUUGGAUAAUUGACUCCUUCACAAUCGAGGAGGGGCAUCCAGGACCCUUCCCGUAUGAGCUGGGCACGAUCAGUAUUGAGCGGGACCAUCGAGUAUACUUUGAUCUCUAUGGGGAAGGAGUGGAUGAGGAUCCAAAGGGAGUCCUCUCCAUUGAUAAAGAGUCUGGAAUCUUGUCUAUCCACAGGCCUGUGGACUAUGAGGAGAAGAGGUUGCUAAAGCUGAGCUUUGAGGCCAGAAAGGCAGAUUUAUCUAUUGAAACUAAAUUAGGAAUUGAGAUUUCUAUACUAGACAUCAACGACAACCCACCGCGCUUUCAGAUGGAUCUGUAUGAAAUCAGAAUUGAUGAGGAAAACACACAAGGCUCCAAUCUCCUGACUGUGGUGGCCUAUGACAGAGACGAGGCAGGGACACCAAACUCCACAUUCCACUAUGAAAUCAAAUCUGUGUCUCCAAACACUCCAGACACUGAAUUCUUCAUUAAUGAGUUUGGAACAAUUUCCUUUAAAGGAUGUUUGGAUCAUGAGGUGGCUGAAAUGUUCACAAUACUGGUGGAGGCCAAAGACCAUGGGGAAAUAGUCAGCCUGUCAAGUUCAACCACUGUCAUCAUUCAUGUGCAGGACGGCAACAACCACCUCCCAAUCAUCAGCGGACAAACGGGCACCGGCAGAGUGAAGGAGGACGAGACUGGGUCUUCUCCUCUGCGGCUGCAUGCGACCGACAAAGACACCCUGAAUAGCCCAGCGUGGAGAGCCAGGUUCACCAUACAGGGUGACGAGGGGGAGCACUUUAAGGUUGAAACAGACUCAGAUACCAACGAUGGAAUCCUGACAGUAGUAAAACCUUUAGACUUUGAGGAGGGAGUGCAGAGGGAACUGUCCAUCUCUGUUGAAAAUGAGGCGCCAUAUUUCUUCUGCAAAGUGAAGGAGAGGACGUCCUCAGGCCUCUGGACAGUAGGGACCAGUAAAGUGGCUGAACCUCACUCUGUGAAAGUCAUCAUCACAGUAGAGGACAUCAAUGACCCCCCAGUGUUCAGUGUGACUGUCAAAGAGGCCAUGCUGGAGGAGAACGCACCCAUUGGAACCUGGGUAGAGAGAGUGACUGCGGUUGAUCCUGACUCCAGUCACGCAAAAGAUUUUGUGUACAAGAUAGGAAGUGAUCCUGCUGGCUGGGUGGCAGUCGACCCCCACGCAGGCGACAUCACAACAGUCAAAACACCGGACAGAGAAUCUCCUCAUGUUGUUAAUGGCGUCUACACCAUCUUACUGCAUGCGGUGGAUAAUGGGAAUCCACCUCAAACAGGCACAGCUACACUGCAAAUCCAUGUGACUGACCAGAAUGACAACGUGCCGCAGCCAACAGUUCAACACAUGGAUGUGUGUGUGUCCGACAGCCCCACUACCACCAACAUCACAGCCUUUGACCUGGAUGAAAAUCCCUUCGGAGGGCCUUUCACAUUUGAGCUGCUGGGAGAUGUCAAAGGAAAAUGGAAACUGAAUCCCUCAUAUGGUUACACAGCUGGUCUGGUGAAGGAACCCGGUGUGUAUGCCGGACCACACACAAUUGAUAUGAAGAUCUCUGACCUGCAGGGGGAGUAUGGCGUUUACAACCUCAGUGUGACCGUGUGUGACUGCUCUGCAAUGGCCAACUGCCGAACCCACCGAGAGGGCGCCACGAGAGCUACCUCUGGUGCUUUCUGCUGCUGA